CUGACCUUGUACACAUUUGGAUGUGAGUUCAGUUACCAUAUAUUCCUUGCGCUAUAAAAUGCUAUCUUCAAGUAAUCCUGAUGAAGAAAAUUGUCGUAUAUGCAAUAUAAGUAUGAAAAAUUGGAAUGUGGAACGAAGAAAACUUCAUAAAAAUUCAUGUUGUGAAACAGCAAUGAUGUACUGUCAUCGUUGUCCUGCAUGUCAUAAAGAAAUUGAAAGUCGAGUAUCCAGAACACACCUAAAACGAUGUGCUUCACGAUUGAAAAUGGAUUUAUUCAAUUUUAUGGCUUUAUCAUGUCAAGAUCAACGUUUUAUCAGACCUGAAAAUGAAGAUAUUCAUACAGCUUGUGCAUUAUCAUUGUCUAUGGAAGAGGAAGUGAAGAGAAGAAAAUCUGAAGCGAUUUUAGGUGAAAAAAUUCUGCCUACUGAUUUAGGCCCACCGGAACACUUACUUCUGUCAAGGGAAAAACGUGAAAAUAUAUUUGCACAAAAAUUGGAAUCAAUACUUUUAGAGGUUAAACAAAUUGACAAACAAUCUAUCAAGAGAAAUUCCUCUAAACAUAGUCACAGAAAAAUGAGAUCCAAUCUUUGGCGUCUAGCUUCAACAGAGCUUAAUCUAAAUGAUGACAUCAGACAGUUAUACUAUGUUAAUCAGUUAGUCCCGCCAUUAAGUCCUAAAAUUGGGAAUUUAGGCUCAGAGAUAAUUUCAAUGUCACAAAUCCCUGGACGUGUUUCAAUACAUGCGACACAUAAAUGUGAAUCUAAUGCUGAUGAUGAUAUUAGCAAUGAUAAUACUAAUGAAUGUGAAAAUAUCAUCACUUGUGUUAAGGAUGUAAAGAAGGAAGAUGAACAGAUAUCAUCAGAUGGAUGUAAUAAUAAAUCUCUUGAUGAACCUAAACAGUGUACAAAAGAAUAUUCUGUAUCAUUGGAUAAUUUAUCGUCUGAUAAUAAUAAAAAAGAUGAACGAAUAUCAUCAAGUGGAUGCAAUAAUAUCUCCCUUGAAAGUAAACCCUGUACAAUAGAGCAUUCUGUCAUAUCAGAUAAUUUAUCGUCUGUAAAUAGUAAAACUAAUUCAAGGUUAUUUCUCUCCAUGGUGGCCAAUGAAUUAUGCUCAGAUAUGUGUCUAAUUUUGGAUAAUGGUGAUAUACUACCAGCACAUAAAUUCAUUUUUGCUGCUUGGAAUUUAAAUGUAAAUUACUUACAGUCGGAUAUUUUACAAAUUCAUAAUGUUACAAAAAGCGAACUUAUCGAUCUACUCAAUAUCUUAUACAGUGGUGAUCAAUCUAACCUCAAUGUAGAAUACUUUAGCCAAGCUUCAGAAGGCAUUAAAACUAUUCUCACAAAUUGGGGUCUUACACGUCUGAUGGAUAUCACAAAGACUGAAGAUUCUUGCUUACCACAUUCUCCAAGUGUAUCAUUAGCGUACAAAGUGGAAGAUACCACAAGCAUCUAUAAUUCUCAUUACCACCUAUCGCUUGGUGGUACAUCAGUACCCUCUCCAACGCCGACAUCUCCGAGGUUAUCUAUUUCACCAACAACAAAUAAUUCAUACAAUACUGUGAAGAAUCCUGUCCACUCUCCACUUCCCAGCAACCAGUUGAAUCAAGAGAUUCCUCCUACUGUGAUAAGCAACAGCCCUUCACCAAGCAAUUUUAUCAGUUCCACGUCAAUUAAUCAUGAGGCUAAUGGAGAAGAAGAGAAAUCUCAAUCACCUGUAUUAUUAUUACCUACAGUAGUAUCUACACUGAAGACUCCCGCAUUAGUUGUUCAACGAGAAAAUCUUCAUUCUUCUAAAGAUCCAGCUCAAUUCAGUCGUGAUUUAUUCUUUUCAUCUGAUGAUGAUAAGAAGAAAACAGCGACAAUGAACAGAGGGGAUGACAACGGUACUAACAGUAUAGAUGUUGAAGAACAUCAUCGUUAUAUUCACCAAGAAAUACCGAAACCUCCUGAGGAGGAGGAGAGCAAAGAUGUGGAUGAUAAUAGUGAUCAAAAUGAAAAUAUUCAAUCUCCUACAGAUAUGGUUAUUGAUCUCACACAGCCAGAAACAAUAACAGACGUUAACUGCUAUUCACCUAUGCAUAUCAACAAUUCCUCAAAUUGUAAUAAUGAAUCUUUGAAAAGGAAACAAUCGCCAUUGUAUAGUUCGCCUCCUAUUACUAUGACAACAGCAACAACAACAACUACUACUACUAUUAAUAGUAGUACUUCAAGACAUGUAUUCAAUUCAUGGUUAGACAAUGGAACCACUCCACCGCCAUUAAUGAAACGUUUACGUUUGUCUAAUGAUGAUAGGAUGAUUUCAAGUACUUCUGCUACUACCACUACUACUACUACUGAUAUUACUUCCACGAGUAGUAUUGAUACUACUGUUCUCAGCAUUAGUAGUAGUACUACACCUUCGAAUUCUCUUCUAACUGAUUCAGUACUAAGCUAUUUUAGCACAGAUCUGCAUAUUGAUAUAAUAAUAACAAUAAUGAAUGCAACACUGGUCCCAUUGACAAAGAGAAUCAGAUCGCUGCAGUGGUGUUGA
Messenger RNA from Trichobilharzia szidati, 2530 nucleotides. The record is from the annotation of a GenBank genome assembly. Lineage: Eukaryota; Metazoa; Platyhelminthes; Trematoda; Strigeidida; Schistosomatidae.